AUGGAUAGAAAACUGAAGAUAGCCCAUGAGACUGCCUCCUGCUACAAUUCACACAACAACAUGUUCAAAUAUCUGGAACGAUUUCUAAACUCUUAUAAAGGAUCCUCGAAAUUUUCGCUGUCAUGGGUUACGAAACUGGCACACGAUGACUCUGGUCGACUGUAUAAAGGAGAGACUACGAUAAUUAUAUCGUAUCGGGAGAUCCGAUUUGCUCUUGACAACUCCUUCGUUUUCUUUAUUGGUGAUCAUGGGCCACGCUUCGGAAAGGAAACGAGAACUACCUUUGGAAGGCAUGAAGCCAACAACCCGUUCCUCUAUAUGACCGUUCCGAAAUCAUUGAGAAACUCAGAAAUGUUCAAAGUUCUCAAGGCCAAGGAAUACGAACUCAUUACACCUCAUGACAUUCAUGCAACACUGAAGGACAUUCUAGAGGAGCAGCCUUUUUCGAACUUCCUUGAUACGGCGUACAAGUCAUUUCUACCGUUGAGCCGUGGCUCAUCGCUUCUUCGUGAAUUUGAACAAGGGAUGGUUCGCAAUUGCAAGACGUUGCCAAUUCCUUCACAGUACUGCAUAUGUCAAUACGAGAAAAUACCGCUUGAUGAUGAUGCGCUGGCUAUUAAACUUGGCCAAUUUGCCGUGGACGGUAUCAAUGCUGUUUUGCAAGAAAACAACGUUUCUGAGAAUUGCUCACAUCUUAUCCUUCAUCAGGUCCACUCGGUCUUGUGCUACGUGUUGCCGGAAGAACAGCGAAAGGAUACUGCGAUCUAUGACGUCACCUUUCAAGUUUCACCUUCUGGUGGUCUUUUUGAGAUUCCUAUUCGCUCGAAAAAUGGGGUGUUAAAAGUGGCUGGUUCGACAUUCACUCGCCUUAAUGAGUACGGAAAGCAAUCAGCUUGCAUCUCAAAGGAUUUCCUCAAGCCUUUGUGCCACUGCACCAGAUACGCUGAACCACCAGAAUCGUAA
Cooperia oncophora is the source of this 963-nucleotide messenger RNA. NCBI's taxonomy places the organism in Eukaryota, Metazoa, Nematoda, Chromadorea, Rhabditida, Trichostrongylidae. The record is from the annotation of a GenBank genome assembly.